ACUGCACGUAUGUUCGUUGUUUUGUUCAGUGUUGUAUCACUUGAUACUUAACGAUGCCUCCAUUACGCAAAAUGAUAGCGAAAAUAAAAGUUGAAUUCAAAGGCAAAAAAGUAUCAGCUGAAAAGACAGAUUUCUCACUGUUACCUCUUCAUUCUCGUGUAUGUAUAUGUGCCGGCGAGACUAAUUUCUGGACGAACCAAUCAGAUAUAAGGUAACAAGUCACGAAUUUGGGCGCGGAAUUCAACCAUACCUUUGGGUUAAUAGAAUUUUGGAAUUAUAGCUGAUAUCAGUUCGUGAUGAAAACCCUAAAUCUAAUUUUUAACUAUUCUGAUUGCUUUAUAACCCUUAUUUGGUCCUAAUUAGUGGUUGUUCACUCUCAAGGUCACUUCAGCGUCGCUCCGCGAGCUCACAAUUUUGGGCAAAAUUUGACCCAUUUUGGGGAAAUUUCGGGGAAGCCGCUGUAGUAAACCGUGGGAAAAUGGCACAAAAACCCAAAAAUUUCCUCAAACUUUGGGAAUUUUCCCCGAAGUUGGGAGCUUGGGUCAAAGACCGUCCAUAAAUUAUAGUCUCACCUAUGUGCCCAAUUUCAAGUUUGGAGAAACUUUCGGAGGAUGCGAUCAAAACCUUCGAAGUUUGGCUUGCCUUUGGCUUUUACCGAAAACUGCAGAAUAUUCUGCGGGAAAUUCACUAAACGGUCGGGUUUCCCUCAAAUAUUUUGCCAGUUUGUAGAAAACUACGAAUUUUUAAGGGAUUUUGGGGAAAGCCGUAAAAGUCCCCUAUAAUCAUGAAGCUGAUCUUAAGAUCAUUUGCAUCAGAAGGUUUUAUGCAAAGAUUUAGGCAGCUUUUUGUUUGUGAGUGUGUAUAUAUGUACUUCAACCUAAUUGCACUCAAGUUGACAUAAAUCCCCAUACUCAUAUAACAUAUUAGUUAGUCCAGCUUAUACACUUGUUUUCAUUCACCGUUUAGAUGCCUAAUCCACCUGUUUGCUACUACUAUCAAGCUGGUUGUUGUAGAAACGGGAACGAAUGCACCUUUACACACCCGAAGAUACGUUGUCGUACUUUUGCCUCUGAUGGUUGGUGUCCUUAUGGAUACAACUGUCGUUUUUGGCAUGAUCCGUCUGUGAAACUAGGCGUUGUCAACAUAAUCAAAAAGCCGUGCCAAUUCUAUGCAAAUAAUCAAUGUAAAUAUGGUGAUAAGUGCAAUUUCUCCCAUGAUAUUAAUGCUCAGAACAAUAGUGGGAUUACAUUGGAAGAAUAUCGAGCCACAAAAACGGUGACAGGCGUGCACAUUAAUAUCGAAGCUCAGGAGUCUACAACUACCGAAAUGUCACACGACAGACAGGAUGGUAUUUCCGACGCAUCACUUACGUCAGUUGCAAAAUCUAAUCUAAUCACAACUUCGUCAUCUACAUGCCUUAACAAAAAUAAUCGUAGCUGUGUAAGACCGCCCUUCCAGAAAUAUGCUUCUGUAAACGCGAUUGAUUUUCAAGGAGCUUCAAAGGCUGAAAUUUGUGAUCUUAAUCAUUCUGAGCUGAAACGCCUAAAGAAACAAUUUCCUCCAGACAAAUUACGUGAAGUAGAAUCAAAUGAGAACUAUCAUAUGUUUUGUGUCAGAUUCUCCUCUACAGAUCCCGACUGGGUCUACGAUGUUCGUGAGAUAGUGUUGAAUAUUCUCAUCCCACAAAUGUAUCCCAAGGAACAACUUCAAAUUUCAGUGGUAAUGCAAGAACAUUUACCAGUGAUCUUAGUUGACCAUUUGAAUAAAGCAAUCGGUUCUUGGGUUAGAUGUAAGCACCAAUGUAUGGAACGAAUGAAUCGUCUAGAGCUAUACUUGCGUCCUCUCCUUUUGUGGCUUGAUCGUAACUUGGAAGAAUUAUUCACUGAAGGAUUACGUAAAUAUAAAGCGUUUAUAGAAAAUGGAAAUUUGGAUCCAGACUUAUCUUCAUUGUUAACUAAAAAUAAUGCUGAUGUUAUUUCUCACUGCCAGUCAAGUAAUAAGGAUAAUGACAGAAAUUCACUAUCGAGUUAUAAUAAUGCAACUGGUUCGACUCCUGUUGUGCUUGACAGGGAAAUUUUAGAAGAUCUUAAAUCGUUCAGCCUUAAUUCAUAUUCUGAUAGUAAUCCAUCAGUUGUUGAAAGUGAUAAGACCCUAUUUGAAAGUGAAAUAGCUAGCAGAAGUAGAGCUUAUAAUAACUUUCUAACCCAUUCAGAUGAAGAAAUUGUACCUAAAAUAUGUAACCUAACAAAAGAGAAUGAUUUUCCAACUGACUCACUAUUAGAUCAUGAUAGUAUGAUUGGUUUAAUUCCUUCUGUUAUACCGAAAGACGAAUCAGAACAGACACACAAUGGUGAUCGAAAUUCACAUAAUGGGGACCAGUUGUCAAUUGGGAGUGAUAAUAGUGUUAGUUCACAAACCAGUGAAUCGGUGUUAGAAUAUAGCAGCACUGAUGAGAAUGAUCCUGGUAGUGAGUGUGAAGUUGUUGGCGAUCCGCAAGUAUCAUGUGGAAAUCUCCUUAGUUCUUCUUCACUAACAACUCCCGGUACCCAGAAAUUAUUAAUGAGCGGUCUUAGGCUAUUGGGUAAAGCAGGAACAUAUAUACAACGUCGACUUUCUGUUUCUCUUCAUUGUACGCGUUGUCGCUUAUCUUUCCAGUGGCUUUUCACUUUUCAUGGGGCUCGAGCUAUGAAUAAUUUUAAUGAUCCGAAUACAGCGUGUAGACUUUUGCGUUCACUCCCACCAUACACAACUCAUUGUGCACGUUGUCAUCAAAAAUUGACUUUACUUUUCCAGUCUAGUCUAGCACAUGCAUUCGACAACAAUAUUGGAACUCUACAUUUAGAUGGUUGUAUUGCUGACGAUGUUCCACCGAAACAGUCUGAUGGUAUUAUUUUAUGUACUGGAUGCUUCAAUUCAGUGCGAGUCACCGGACUUGAUUUUGACUGUCCUCUUACACGACGUUGCUUCAAUUGUCACUCUUUGACUGGAUUAGAGUUUAGCAAAUUUCAGUUGGAAUUAUUAAAACAACCUUCAAAUUCCAAGAGUGUGAAAAUAGAUGGCACAAACCAAGAUUUGUCUUCUCAAAUUUCCCGAAGAAUGCGACGUACAAUGAAUUCAGCUCAAAAUACACUCAUCCAGGAUGGAUCACCUUUACCAGCUUAUGGCAGCUGUAAGCACUAUCGCAAAAGCUAUCGAUGGCUGAGGUUUCCUUGUUGUGGACGUCUGGAACCAUGUGAUGUCUGUCAUGAUAAUUCUGCUGUUGAUGGACACGAAAUGGAACUGGCUACUCGUAUGAUUUGUGGGUUUUGUUCUAAAGAACAACCAUUUUCUACUAACAAACCAUGUGUAAGAUGUGACAAGAUGCUAUCAGGAACUCGAUCUUCACAUUGGGAAGGUGGGAAAGGAUGUCGUAAUCAAGUAACUAUGUCUCGAAAAGAUUCAAGAAAAUAUUCUCAUGUCAACAAGGUUAUAUCCAAGAAGAAAACCAAGCGAAGUAAAUGAUCAGUACAUUUAAAACCGUUUACAGCUCUUUACAAGAUUCAGUAUAAACAUGUAUUACUUCAAAAUUCGCAACAUAUAACAGCAAAGUAGUUCUAAAAAUGGAAAUUAUUCUUUCUAAUCUAUGGUUCUACAAUUAGUCGAAACUAUUGUUCAAAUACAUCUCAAGAAAUUAUAGAAUACGGAUUUAAGAUUUGCCUUACAUAUAACUAUUCUCUCGAAACACUAAUAUAAACUCAUUUCUGUGGAACCUGAUGGUAAUUUUUUUAAAAGAAUAUUUUUCUUCCACGUGUUUCAAAUAGCAAUUAUUACCCACAGUAAGUUAACAUUUCCGUGAUAUUCCAGUACAUUUCUUUGUACAUUAAACUUCAGAAAACAGAAUCUAGUUUAUGAGUUUAAAAUAUCACUUCCCUAUGAACAUUUAUUUUAUAUUCAUAUUUUAAAAAAGAUUAUUGAAUUGUCAAACAGGUUCAUUUUCCUGAAUAUUUUUUAUUGUUUCAAACAACCAACUAACCAUAUUGUUUUAUUUCUAGUUUCUUUAUGUCUAAAAACAUGAGUUUUCUUUACAAACUUCUUCCAAUUCAAUAUCAUGAUAAUCCUGGUGACAAAGAUUUUAUUUAAUAGAGUAUUCUGGUAUUUACAUAAUUAUUAUGAUAAAGCUCUUUUUUUAUCUCCGAAAAUUUAAUUUAUAUAAACAAGUUGUCUUUAUAGGAAUUCAAUGGUCUGAUUAUUUGAUUUCUAUAAAUUUAGUAUUAUCUAGUAAUAUUUGAAACAAUGCAUCCAAAUAAAAACUAAAAAUAUGUCAAGAAUCUCCGCUUAACCAGUAUAUUCAAAUGUAAAAUACAAAUGUACAAUAAUUUAAACAUAAAGUCAAUAAAAAUGAUUAAUUUCUGCU
Messenger RNA from Schistosoma curassoni, 4393 nucleotides. Lineage: Eukaryota; Metazoa; Platyhelminthes; Trematoda; Strigeidida; Schistosomatidae. The record is from the annotation of a GenBank genome assembly.